Molecule: messenger RNA, 5310 nt
Organism: Anolis carolinensis (green anole)
Lineage: Eukaryota; Metazoa; Chordata; Lepidosauria; Squamata; Anolidae
Gene: c1ql3
Product: complement C1q like 3
Exons: 2
Coding region: 930-1724 (264 amino acids)
Molecular function (GO): protein binding
Source: RefSeq, a predicted model, not a curated record
AAACAUUUCCCCACACUUGUCAGCGAGAUGCCAAACUCCGGGUGAGUGGGACGAGCGGAGCAGAUGCUGGGAUGCGAUGCCAAGGCUGCUCCCCUUUUCCCCCUGCGCUUUUUGGGUGCCUAUAAAGGAGCCCGGCAGCGCCUUGGCCAGCCUCUCCUCGCCGUGGCAAGUGGUUGUGUGUUUGCCAGAUUGACAGAGAGAGACAGAGAGAUAGAAAAGCUCCAGGCUGGGCGGUAAUCGCGGUUUAAGCGAGGCAGGCAGCUCCGGUUGAAGAGGACUUCUUCCUCCCUUCGUUCCUUCUCGUUCCACCUGUGAGGCGAGCAGGACUUUCUUUCCCCCUCUGGCGGAGUUGGUGAAGAACGAAUGAGUGAGUGAGUGAGUGAGGGGUGGGGGAAGAAAGAAAGAGAAAAAAAAGAAAAGGAAGAAGAAGAAGAAGAAGAGAGGAGUCGAGGAAGGAGGGGGGAAAGCGACGUCCAGAAGGAAAGGCAGGAAGAAGAGGAAGGAGGGGGGAAACUGCGGGAAAGCAGCGUCCAGAAGAAGAAGAAGCCGGGAAGUUGAUUCGAGCUGGCACGGGCGGGAGGGAAAAGUCGAUCGCCAGCAGCAGCAUAAAAGUGCGAGCGGUCCCUCUCCGGGCGAGCAGCUCCAGCCACCGAGGGAGCCACAGGUGGCCCGCUAGACGGACGACGGAGGAGGAGAGGCGGCCGAGGAUCUGGCGAAGCCGGGGGGCGUCGUCCGCCUGCGAGGGCGAGCAGGAGGAGAAGGAGGAGGGCGAGAAGAGGUCGCCCCAAGCCCCAGGGACGCGGGGAGGCUGCUGCCCCGCGGCGAUUUCGGCUCGAGGAGGUCCCCCGCCAGCCAUCAAGAUUUUGUCCAAAAGCAGGCAAGAGGAUCGCCCUGCCCUGAGCCGCUUGGUGGGCAGCAGGCGCCGGCUGAUGGCGGCCGGCGCCCUCGGGGUGGUGAUGGUGCUGCUGCUGGUCAUCCUGAUCCCGGUGCUGGUCAGCUCGGCCGGCACCUCGGCCCACUACGAGAUGCUGGGCACCUGCCGCAUGGUCUGCGACCCCUACGGCGGCACCAAGGCGCCCAGCACCGCCGCCACGCCGGACCGGGGGCUCAUGCAGUCGCUGCCCACCUUCAUCCAGGGCCCCAAAGGCGAGGCCGGGCGGCCGGGCAAGGCCGGGCCCAGGGGCCCCCCGGGGGAGCCCGGCCCUCCUGGUCCCGCGGGCCCGCCGGGUGACAAGGGCGAGCCCGGGCGGCAAGGCUUGCCGGGCCCGCCGGGGGCUCCGGGGCUGAACGCGGCGGGGGCCAUCAGCGCCGCCACCUACAGCACGGUGCCCAAGAUCGCCUUCUACGCGGGGCUCAAGCGGCAGCACGAGGGCUACGAGGUGCUCAAGUUCGACGACGUCGUCACCAACCUGGGCAACCACUACGACCCCACCACGGGCAAGUUCACCUGCUCCAUCCCGGGCAUCUACUUCUUCACCUACCACGUGCUCAUGCGCGGCGGCGACGGGACCAGCAUGUGGGCCGACCUCUGCAAAAACAACCAGGUGCGAGCUAGCGCCAUAGCACAGGAUGCAGAUCAAAAUUAUGAUUAUGCCAGUAACAGCGUCGUUCUACAUUUGGAGCCAGGAGAUGAAGUCUACAUAAAAUUAGAUGGAGGAAAAGCACAUGGUGGAAACAACAACAAAUACAGCACAUUUUCUGGAUUUAUAAUUUAUGCUGACUGAUAAGAGUCAAAAACUAAAUCACGUUCUUCUAAGUGAUGGAUUCACAUGGCAAAAAUCGAUGAAUCAAUCCCAGAGGAUACUGGCUGUGGAUACCUCAGUAAUGGGGCCAAAUGCUAUCUGCCUCACAUCUGUACAACCCAGAGUGUGUUUUAAAAUAUAGAGCAAGUUAAGCAGCUAUGUGAUCCACUAUCACCAAAGCAAAAUACUCCCUGUUAUUAGUGUCCAUGUGAAGUUCUAUUUAAAUUACAACUUUUAUAAAGAGAGAGAAAUCCUUAAAGCACUGAAUAAUUUCUUCAGCAUAUAUGAUAUUUUUGGUGUGCUAUGAUCUUGCUGCUUUUAUCCAUCCAUCAGCUUUGGUACUUGUGACUUACCUGCUAACUAUGAUGCGUGUGGAGCCAACUCAUAGUGUAUGGUGAGGAAUGGUUUUAUAAUAAAAAGAUGAUGUAACUAAAUCCCGAUUAUUCCCUGACAAAGGCUAUUUGACUAGCCCUUACAUUCCUUCACUACCUAGGAACAGAAAGUAACUUGCUUCAAGCCUUAGCUCUAAUUUUUCUGUAUAUGGGUGACAUGCAGAUGUUUAAUAUGUCUGCAGCACAAUUUUGUCUAGUUUUUGGUUUUAUUAAAAUAUCUGUAUCCCACCCUAUAUCUAAAGACCUCAGUUACCUGGUAUUGCUCUAUUCCAAUAAUUCUUUACAAGAUAAGAACUCUAGUGUACACAAUGAUUUCCAAGCCCUAUAAGGGUUGACCCAUUCAUUUUAAACUGGGGAGGGUGGUAGGGUGGUAGAGUUACUUUGUUUACAUGAUUUGUGCAUGCUGAUCUAUUGCCUCCACCAAAGCAAAUGUGCAACAUGAAUUACAAAGGAAGCCACAGGCAUGCUAAAACUACAUAAAACUACAAAGAAAAGCCAAAGAAAGAGAAAAAGCAUGAAACAUUUCAGUUCUGGGAAAACAAUAUUAAUUGAAAAGCUCCGCAACACAACCUGAUAUUUUGAAUGCUAGUGGCAUCUGGCAUUUUCUCUCAAGAGCUCUGAUUAAAUCCACAUAGACACUUCUUGUAGCUCCCCUUUUGAGGUGACCACAUAGUUCUCAAGCAUUAUGUGCAUAUUUUGCAUUCACUAUGUAAAUAUUCCCAGGUUCAGCAAUUCCCACCUCAGUGAGUAAGAACCACUGGCCUAUAUGGAAAGAAAAAUGAGUACUCAGGAACACUAUUUUGGGAGGAAUUAAUCCGUAUUUAUUGGCCAAUUUCUUAAGUGUAGUGUAUGAUGAUGUGAUGUAGGAAUAUUAUUUCAUCAUACCUAAAUGUUACCAAAUGCAAUUUACUUACUAUGUCCCAUAGAAUUCAGACAUUAGUCUAUAUUUGAACCUGAUUGUAUCUAUACAACACCAUUCAUGUUCCAUUAGUUGGGCUACAGAUACAUGGAAGCUUCUCCCUUGAGGUGAUAUGUAAAAUCUCCAUAGAAUGUGCAAUCAAACUGUCUAAGCUUAGUUAGUUUCUAACCCCACAAGAUAAAAAUAUCAGGAAAUCCCCUCAAAGUAUCUGUAUCCAUAUAAACUUGCAGCAUUAAUUCAUGCUGCCUCUUUUGUUUUCAACUUUCAGGAAGUAGCUCCUCUAACAUCUAAAUAGAGGUAUGUACUACUUGAGGUCCCUCCGGAUGCUUGAACCUUGAGGAGCCAAAGGUUGGUCAGCCCCAGUAUGAAUAGACAGACAGACAAAUAGAUAAAUGUGUACAUACAAAUGCAGUUGAUCCACUGCAUGGUUAGAGAAAAUGUCAUUCAAGCAACAUACAAGAUACACAACUACAUGCUUAUGAUUUGUGUUCCAAAAUCUAUUUGUGUAAUAAAGUUUUCCAAAAAAGCACAAAGGCUGGUAUUACACUAACAAGGACUUUAGAAUGGUUCUUGUGGCCAACAAAUCGCCAUUCCUUUUCCAGGACUGAUUUGUUUAUAUGGAGAAUUAUUUUCUGAUUUUUCUAUAAUAAUCAUGUAAAAUGAGCCAGCUAGAUAUUUAAAGGACCCAAUAGUAUAGUGUUUUGAAAGUUGAACUAGGACUUAGCAGGAUUAGAGUUGGAAUCCCUGCUCAGCCAUGGAAUUGGAAUCACACUCUCUCUCAGAUACUCCCCCCCCCCCCACCAAGCAAAUCUUGCCAAGAAAACAAAGUCCAAGUCAACUUGAAGAACUACCACAACAAAGAUAUUAAGAUGUAAGAUAUGUCAAAAGCACAAAAGUUCGAAGUUGUAUAUUGGAAUAUUCAGAUCUGUCUGUUCUUACUCAUUACACCAUUUACUACUGGCAUUAGAUGUUAAAAAUGUCCUUCACAUAAACACAUUUUACUCAAAUGUCAGGCUGCAAAGAAGGAUAUAAAAUAACAGAUCUCAUACCAGUUUAGUUUAUACUUUUAAAAUACAAAUGUUAACAUUUGAUAUAUUAAAAUUUUCAUUAUUUGCAGCCACUGCAUGGAAGAUUAUUAAAAAUAAAAUUAUUAGGCCGCAAUCUUAUACUCACUUCACUGGCCGUAAGUCUCACUGAACUCAGUAAGACCUGCUUCUAGUAUGUGAAUGUAAAAGAUUGCACUGUAAGGGUGCUAAACAUAUGAUUUGUCUCAAAAUUAGAGGCCUUCAAAGACUGCCAGAUUGUGGAAUAACAUUAUGUAAUAUAUGUAUUAUAUUAAAGGUUAAAAUAUGCAAAGGAGACAUUCUCAAAUGUGGAAAACAAAUGUUUAUUUUAUGCCUAUUUUUCUUAUCAAGAGGCUCAGCAAAUAUUUCUGUUAUAUUUCCAUUUAAAAAUCCCUCAAUAAUGCUUUUACAAAUAACAUGUUCUGACAAUUAUUUAAAAAUAUAAUACAAUUUAUUAAAUGGAUUGUAGGUCUUAAAUUGUACCAUAAAAUUCAUCUGUGAAGAAUUUUUUCUGAUUGUAUGCUUCCUAGUUGUAUCCUAAAUACAUUCAAGUCAAAGCAAAAACAAGUUGAAAUUACCUAGAAGUAAAAUAUAAGAUCAAAAGGUAAGGGAUCGACUGUCGUGAAUACAAAGCUCAUACGUAGCACAAUAACAUACCUUUCUACUCUGAAGUAAAUCCUCCAUCAAUGGGAUUUACUUCUAGGCAAAUGUGUACAAGAUUGCAGCCUGAACAUUUAUUUAUAUGGAAAGAAGCUGAAUAAACUGCAUACCUAAUUUCAGCUUAACAGAAUAUCUCAGGAGGAAAAAGUUGAAAAUAAGGUUUAACACAUUUUCAAGCACGCAAAAUAGUAUCCUUCUUUCAUAAUCCAGUCUUUUUCGUUUCAAAAUAUGUGUCAGUCAUGUAUUAAAAGAUAGAAAAUCCUCUCUCUAAACAAAAUAUGUUGAAUCAUCAUUAUUCCAUUAUCUUCUCCAUUUCUUUUGAAGGCAUUCAGGUUCACAAAGGAGGCUCCACCAGUCCAUCCUAUGUAUCAUAAAAUUGUCCCCCAUUGCAAGUCAACAUACCUCAAAAGAUUGCUUUUUAUUAGAAAAUGCAAACUACAUUCUUCUGAGAAUGGCACCAAUGUAUGAGUCUGCUGCAAUGACUUACUUCCAUUCAACAUGAGCAUACAUUAAACUGAUCUUUUUGACAUACA